GUCUCCUCUCCCCCCCUUUCUUCUCUGGUGGUGUACGCCAGUAGGUAACCCAACAACUUCCCUUUAUAUCUGCUUCUCAAUUCACAUUUCCUUACGUGAAUGCCUAACAACACUUCAUCAUCAUUUCCCUCGGACUCAAACUCGGAUCGGGUUUUGAAAUGGAUCCUCAACCUUCCAUAAUGAACCACGCCGCGCCGUUUAAUUUGGCUGAGAUCUGGCAGUUUCCUAUUAAUGCCGGUGGAGACGCCACGGCGUAUACUUUGCCGCCACCGUCAACGGCGGCGGCGCAUAAUGUGAGUGAUAUUCCAAAGAAUACAAAUUACAGUGGCGGUGGUUCAGUUAGGAAGCGACACGUGGAUGAUGAAUUUGCUAAUAAAGGAGUUUCCACUAGCGGCAAUGGCUUGACUGAUUCUGAUAGUAAGCGGCUGAAAGCUACAAGAUCGAAUGAGAAUUGCCAAUCUAGAGGUGAUGGGGAAGGGAUUUCAGGAAAAUCUACAGAACAACCUGCAAAGCCUGCUGAACCACCAAAAGAUUAUAUUCAUGUGCGAGCAAGGAGGGGUCAAGCUACUGAUAGUCACAGUCUAGCAGAAAGAGCUAGGAGAGAAAAGAUAAGUGAGAGGAUGAAAGUCCUCCAAGAUAUAGUCCCUGGUUGUAAUAAGGUUAUUGGCAAAGCUCUCGUCCUUGAUGAGAUAAUAAAUUAUGUUCAAUCAUUACAGCACCAGGUUGAGUUUCUAUCGAUGAAGCUUGAAGCAGUUAAUUCAAGAACGCCAAGCAUAGAAGGAUUUCCAGCUAAAGAUUUCGGACAGCAGACAUUUGAUACAAAUGCGAUGGCAAAUGCAAUGACGUUUGGUUCACAAGCUACAAGGGAGUAUGCCAGGGGAACGUCACCAAAUUGGUUGCAUAUGCAGCUUGGUGGAGGAUUUGAAAGAACACCAUAAGUUAAUAAGAUCAUUAGGAGUCUAAUGCCUCUGAUGAUCGGCAGACAUGGCUAGUCAAGGUUUCGUAGAGAGCUUAUAUCCGGUAUCUUUGUCAGGCACAGAGUUGUUGAAUGUCUAGUACAGCUGAUGGACAGACAACCACAUCUUCCACUUCGUUCGUUGGUAAAGCAUCUAUCUUUUUAUACUUGUAGCAGGCACCAUAUUCUCUUUCGUGAAUACUAAGCACAGCUGUUAAAAAUGACAAGUAUUCUUGUGAAAAGGCCUAUUUGAUAUGUAUAGAAUUGGGUGUGUCAAGAUUCUGAAGUUGUCUUUCUAUACUAGCUUAAUAAAGUGUUCUGUUCCGUCCUAAA
Lycium ferocissimum is the source of this 1288-nucleotide messenger RNA. RefSeq names its product transcription factor BHLH089-like. Gene Ontology annotation, molecular function: protein dimerization activity; DNA-binding transcription factor activity. Bases 159 to 938 code for a protein of 259 amino acids. Gene Ontology annotation, biological process: regulation of DNA-templated transcription. Lineage: Eukaryota; Viridiplantae; Streptophyta; Magnoliopsida; Solanales; Solanaceae. Gene Ontology annotation, cellular component: nucleus. The transcript is spliced from 6 exons. The record is from RefSeq and is a predicted model, not a curated record.